AUUUGUCCAGUGCGAUCACACCGCCCGUACCACCCGCAGCAACAGUUGGACCGACCAUACCAAGAUCAAGUUCAAUGGCAGAAGUAGUGGACUGGCGGAUUAACGGUAUUUGCUCAACGGACUCGUCCUGUGUUGUGCGGAAUGUCCGGGGUGUAAUGUUAAACCAGUCACGGAUAGUGGUUCUUUGUCUGCUGGCGGUUCUUCCGCUUUUAGCAGCGCAAGGUCAGCAGGCACGUAUCGUUUGCUACUUUAGCAAUUGGGCAAUCUAUCGGCCCGAUGUCGGACGCUACACGAUCGAUGACAUCCCGGCGGAAAUGUGUACCCACAUCGUCUACUCGUUCAUCGGCGUAGAUGACAGCAACUAUCAAGUGCUGGUGAUUGAUCCGGAAAUUGAUCUCGAGCAGAAUGGGUUCCGCAACUUUACCGACCUACGACAAAAGUAUCCCAACGCCAAAUACCAGAUAGCGGUCGGUGGAUGGGCAGAAGGUGGUAAGAAGUACUCGCAAAUGGUGGCGGUAAAGGAACGACGACAGUCCUUCAUCGCGAGUGUGGUGCAGUUCAUGAAGGUGUACAAUUUCGAUGGUUUCGACCUGGACUGGGAGUACCCGGGUGCGGCAGACCGUGGCGGUAGCUUUGGAGAUAAGGAUACGUUCUUCUACUUCGUCGAGGAGCUUCGCCGUGCAUUCGAUCGGGAGGGACGUGGAUGGGAGAUAACGAUGGCAGUACCGGUGGCGAACUUCCGUCUGCAGGAAGGAUAUCAUGUGCCGGAGCUGUGCGAGAACCUCGAUGCAAUCCACUGCAUGACAUACGAUUUGAGAGGCAAUUGGGCAGGGUUUGCCGACGUACACAGUCCACUGUACAAACGGCCGCACGAUCAGUGGGCAUAUGAAAAGCUCAAUGUGAAUGACGGUGUUCAACUGUGGGUCAAUUAUGGCUGUCCGCCCAACAAAUUGGUUAUUGGUGUUCCGUUUUAUGGACGCACCUUUACGUUGAGUGCCAGCACCACAAAUCCGAUGCUGGGAUCGUACAUCAACAAGGAAGCGGGAGGUGGAGAUCCAGGACCGUACACGAACGCAACAGGUUUUCUGGCGUACUAUGAGAUCUGUACGGAGGUCCAGGAUGGUGAGAAAGGGUGGACUAAGAAAUGGGAUGACGUUGGCCUAUGUCCGUACACGUACAAGGGAACACAGUUUGUGGGAUACGAAGAUGAAAAGUCACUCCAGUACAAGAUGGACUGGAUUAAGCAGAAGGGCUAUGCUGGUGCAAUGACAUGGGCAAUCGAUAUGGACGAUUUCCAUGGACUGUGCGGUCCGGAGAAUGCACUGAUGAAGGUGCUGUACGACAACAUGAAGGAUUACGUAGUGCCCGAACCGACAGUAACUACCACACCGAGGCCGGAAUGGAAUCGACCACCCUCGACGAUGUCAUCGGAAGGAGAGCAAACAUCACAACGUCCGACAACUGCCACAAACACACGAAAACCAACAACAGCGGCUGCACCAACUACCACAACUACGCGACGAACGACAACUACCACAGCAACGAGGAAACCCACCACAAUUCUUCCCCCAGCACCAACAGGCUCGGAAGAAGACAGAGAACCAAUGCCCGUGGAACCUGAGCACGAGGAUGAGUCGGAGAUCGAUUGCUCCGGUUAUAAAGAUUUUGUUCCCUCGGCUGACUGCACCAAGUACUAUCGCUGUGUACAUGGACAGCCGGUAGAGUUCGUCUGUAAGCCUGGUACCGUAUUUCAUACCGCCCUGAACGUAUGCGACUGGCCUGAAAAUGCUGACCGACCGGAAUGUCGCACCAAGGCGAAACUGAUCGAACCGCUCGCCGAUGAGUAUGGUUUCAACACACGAUGCUCUUUCUUUGUAACCAUUCUACCGAAACACUCACACUACGUCGAAACACGGCGAGUGUUAAAUGUCGCCUACGGAUUUUCCGGAACCUGUUUUUUUACUGAGCCACACGGAACGACACGUUCACUAGCCGCGCACGAGGUCAGUCGUUGGACAGUGCUUCAGGUGAUCGCUCGUGCAAACGGAUUACUCAUACGGAUGGCUUCCCGAGGCACUUUACUGAUAUCGCUGAUCGUGGCGUUCCUGCUGGUGGAGCAGCGACAAUGCCGACUGAUUUGUCACUAUGCGACCUGGUCACAAGGUAGGGCCGUUCCGUAUUCCUACCGCAUCGAGGACAUCCCGGGCGAUUUGUGUACGCACGUGGUGUACAACUUUGUCGGCGUUGACAGUGAAGAGUACGAGCUGGCAUUGUUGCAGCGCGAGAUUGAUGUGGUACAGAAUGGAUUUGGCCGGUUUGUUGACCUAAAGCAACGGUUUCCCGACCUGAAGAUGUACGUUGCGGUCGGUGGUUGGGAUCAUGGCGGUGAAGCUUUCAGUAAAAUGGCCGCCUACCGUAAUCGGCGCAAGAAGUUUGUGGACAGUGUGGUGAAGUUUAUGGCCAAGUAUGGGUUCGAUGGGAUUGAGCUGGUGUGGCUAUAUCCCGGUAGUGUGGAACGUGGCGGUACGAACAAUGAUAAGGACAAUUUCGUGUAUCUGGUGGAUGAUUUGAAGACGGCAUUUCUGAAAGCUAGACAAUCGUGGGAAGUUGCCAUACAGGUGCCAGCUGAUCAUACGCGAUUUGAAGUCGGUUACGAUCAGGGACUUCUGUGCGAGAGUGCUGAUUAUGUGCAUAUAGCAGGAUAUGAUCUGCGUGGUUCCUGGACCGGAUUCGCCGAUGUACACAGUCCAAUGAAGAAUCGACCACACGACCAGGGCAUUUACAAAGGACUCAACGUGGAGGACGGUGUUGAUUCGUGGCUGAGGAGUGGUUGCCCUCCGAACAGGGUAGUUCUUGGGGUACCCUUUCUCGGUCGGACGUAUGUGUUACGAAACAGCCAACAGAACGGUUUAGGAUCGGUUACUACCGGACCGGGACCGAAGGGUCAGCAUACGUAUAGCGAGGGUUAUUUGGGAUACUUUGAGAUCUGUCAAAAGCUAAAGCAACUUAACUGGCGAACGUUCUGGGAUUCGAUUGGUCAAUGUCCAUAUGCCUACCGUGGUAACCAGUGGAUCGGGUACGAGAAUGAACAAUCGUUGGAGGAAAAGGCCAAAUUUGUCACUAGCAAAGGGUUGGCCGGUGUUUAUGCCUUUUCGCUGGAUCUGGACGAUUACCGUGGUAAGUGUGGUGAACCGUACCCACUCAUGAGGACGUUGGCUAGAUUACUUAAGAAACCGGAAGACACUGAAAUAGUUUUUGCCUUCGAGCGUGGUGACAGGAAGUGAUUAGUGUAAGUAUGUGUUUUAAAUUAAAUAGGAAAGGGUUUUUUAAUACAAAUUCUACUAUUGUGUUCCUAUUAAGACCACUAGUGUAAUAUUCAUAAUUUUAUUUAUCAUAAAAAAGAUUAAAAGAAAAUGAAAUAAACGGUUCUUUUUUU
Messenger RNA from Anopheles funestus (African malaria mosquito), 3436 nucleotides. RefSeq lists its product as uncharacterized. The record is from RefSeq and is a predicted model, not a curated record. Gene Ontology annotation, biological process: carbohydrate metabolic process; chitin catabolic process. Gene Ontology annotation, molecular function: chitin binding; chitinase activity. Bases 75 to 3284 code for a protein of 1069 amino acids. Gene Ontology annotation, cellular component: extracellular region. NCBI's taxonomy places the organism in Eukaryota, Metazoa, Arthropoda, Insecta, Diptera, Culicidae. The transcript has 10 exons.